UACCAAAUUACCAAAAAAACCCAAAGAAAGUUUUUUAUUUAGCAAUGGCAAAGGAAGAACAGAGUAGCAAAAGGCAGCAAAGAUGGACUCUCCAAGGAAUGACUGCACUUGUCACCGGUGGUACCAAAGGAAUUGGAUACGCCAUAAUAGAAGAGCUUGCAGGAUUUGGAGCCACAAUAUACACGUGUUCGAGAAAUCAAGCUGAACUUAGUGAAAGGCUUAAAGAAUGGGAAGACAAAGGGUACAAGGUGAUGGGUUCAACCUGCGACUUGUCUUCAAGAACACAGAGACAAGAGCUUAUCAACAAUGUCUCUUCUGCUUUUCAUGGCAAACUCAAUAUCCUAGUAAAUAAUGCAGCGAUAAGUAUGAUGAAGAGAGCGUGUGAUCACAGCGCCGAAGAUUUCUCGAGUAUAAUGGAAACAAACUUAGAGGCGCCUUACCAUAUCUGCCAACUUUCGUACCCUCUUCUCAAAGCCUCUGGUUUAGGUAAUAUCGUCUUCAUUUCUUCUGUUGCCGGUGGCAUCGCACUCCCUGCCCUUUCUGCUUAUGCUGCUUCUAAAGGUGCAAUAAACCAACUAACCAAAAAUUUAGCGUGCGAAUGGGCUAAGGACAACAUUCGUACAAACACCGUGGCACCAUUCGGCGUUAGAACUACCAUCCUCAAACUUGAGGAUAUAGAUCCAUCAAUUCUCCAAAUGUUGUUUCCAAUAAUGGCCCGAACGCAAUUGGGGCGAGUAGCAGAAGCUGAUGAAAUAUCUCCACUGGUUGCAUUUCUUUGCCUUCCGGCGGCUUCUUACAUCACCGGACAGGUCAUUUAUGUCGAUGGAGGAUUUACGGCAGGUUGCUUCUAGAAGAACUAACCUACAAAUUUAUCAAUGCUGAAUUUAUGGAAAUAACAUAUGUCGGACAUAUAUGUAAUAGAAUGCUUGCAUUUUUACGGUCCGAGAUAUUUGCCAAUAAAAAGUCGUGCAACUCAGACUAUUCAAAUUUGAACAA
Erythranthe guttata (spotted monkey flower) is the source of this 996-nucleotide messenger RNA. The record is from RefSeq and is a predicted model, not a curated record. Lineage: Eukaryota; Viridiplantae; Streptophyta; Magnoliopsida; Lamiales; Phrymaceae.